AUGGAGCAGAAACUGAAACAAUUUGCUGCUAUCUUGGAUGCGGAUGAGGUGAUGCUGUUUGAAAGAGCAACAUUUCUUGUUAUCGCCCACGCGGAAAUGGCAGAACAUCGUGAUAUGCAUCGAUUCGAGAAGGUUUCGAAUAUCAUAAAACAUAAAAUGGGCUCUCAGUUUGAAUAUAUGCAUGUGCGAAACAGCCAUUUUGCUGCAUUCAUUGAUGCUUUUACUCCGAACACUUUCAUCAUGGUUGUACUGGCAGAUGGUAAUGUUUCGCCGGCUGCCACACUUAUGAAUAUUCGAUCUGCGAAGAACAUUUUGAAGCGCUGGAAUCGAAACAAUGACCGAUCUGUGUGA
Molecule: messenger RNA, 351 nt
Organism: Ostertagia ostertagi
Lineage: Eukaryota; Metazoa; Nematoda; Chromadorea; Rhabditida; Trichostrongylidae
Source: the annotation of a GenBank genome assembly